Lachancea meyersii CBS 8951 is the source of this 936-nucleotide messenger RNA. Lineage: Eukaryota; Fungi; Ascomycota; Saccharomycetes; Saccharomycetales; Saccharomycetaceae. The record is from the annotation of a GenBank genome assembly.
AUGGCAGACCCCGCUACGUCAGUGCUGGUGCUGGGCGCUGGGGGUCUUGGGUGCGAAAUCCUGAAAAAUCUGGCUCUUCAGGGCAUCCCUACGAUACACGUUGUGGAUCUUGACACCAUCGAAUUGUCGAACCUGAAUCGGCAGUUUCUGUUCCAGAAACAGGACAUUGGACAGCCCAAGGCUGUGGUGGCGGCCCAGCGCAUCAACAGCAAACAACUGCUCGGAUUUGGUGAACGGCCCGUGCACGUAACCGCACACUUCCAGGACCUGACAAGUUUCAGUGACACGUUUCUAGAGCAGUUCACGCUGGUGGUGUCUGGACUGGACUCUGUCGCGGCACGCAGGGCGAUCAACGCACAGCUGGUGCGUAUCACGCUAGAAUCAGGGUUCCAGAAGUGCAUCCCGUUGGUCGACGGUGGGAGCGACGGACUGCAGGGCCACUGCAAAGUGAUCGUUCCUGGAAUUGCAGCAUGCUACGAGUGCUCGCUUGCCACGCUCCCGCCAGAAACAGAGUCGUACCCGUUGUGCACCGUGGCCAAUAAUCCACGUCUGCCCGAGCACGUGAUCGAAUACUUGCUAAGCGUGCAGUGGAUGCAAGAGUAUCCAGACCAGCCGUUUGACCACACGCGCGACGAACACUUCCAAUGGCUUAUGCGCCGGUCGCUUGAGCGAGCCGCACGCUUCCACAUUGACUCGUCCAAGCUGACUGCGUCGUUCGUGCUGGGGGUUAUCAAAAACAUCGUUCCCAGCGUGGCUAGCACAAAUGCAAUUGUCGCUGCACAGUGCUGUAACCAGGUUUCGAAACUUCUGUAUAACGAGUACGAUUUCGAGGGCUCGAACAAUUUUUUGGUCUACAACGGGCAAGAUGGGUGUUUUAUGUACGGUUUCGUGUACGAUCGCUCCACUGAGUGUCUGGUGUGCCGUGAAAACACGUAG